Molecule: messenger RNA, 747 nt
Organism: Echinococcus granulosus
Lineage: Eukaryota; Metazoa; Platyhelminthes; Cestoda; Cyclophyllidea; Taeniidae
Product: GTP-binding protein Di-Ras2
Exons: 4
Coding region: 1-747 (248 amino acids)
Biological process (GO): signal transduction
Cellular component (GO): plasma membrane
Molecular function (GO): GTP binding; GDP binding; GTPase activity
Source: RefSeq, a predicted model, not a curated record
AUGAGGCGCUUCACUACAUCACGUGAUAAUCUGCAAGCUAUUUUGCAGCGAGCAUUGGUGUCGAAAACAGUACGCGAAAUGCCAGAACAGCCCAAUGACUAUCGGGUAGCUGUUUUUGGAGCAAGCGGAGUAGGCAAAAGCUCCCUUGUGCUUCGUUUUGUAAAGGGAACUUUUAGAGAGGCUUACAUACCCACAAUUGAGGAUACAUUUCGACAGGUUAUAAGUUGUAACAAACAAGUCUGCACCCUGCAGAUAACCGACACAACAGGAAGUCACCAAUUUCCCGCUAUGCAACGUCUAAGCAUCUCCCGAGGUCAUGCCUUCAUGUUAAUCUACUCAGUUACUAGUCGCGUCUCCCUCGACGAGUUAACGCCAAUCUACGAAGAGUUAGUCCGAAUUAAGGGCCCUAGAGCAAUGCGAUCCAUUCCUAUAAUGCUGGUUGGCAAUAAAUCUGACGAAGGUGAUACUGGUCGUGAAGUGUCCACAAUCCAAGGGGAGGCCGUGGCACAAAAAUGGAAUUGCGGAUUCAUGGAGACAUCGGCAAAGAACAACGUUAAUGUGAAGGAGGUCUUUCAGGAGUUGUUACGCAUGGAGACAAGGCAAAAUAUGACUCUAGUUGGCGACACCUCAGAUUCCAAGGGCAUCCUUUCCUGUUUUCGUUUCCUGAGGCAUGGGAGCACUCAUCGAGGUGGCAGUCGGGGCGAGAAGAGUGCUGCCAAGCCCCUCCCCACAGAUACAACAAGUUGA